Messenger RNA from Cornus florida, 1212 nucleotides. RefSeq lists its product as uncharacterized. Lineage: Eukaryota; Viridiplantae; Streptophyta; Magnoliopsida; Cornales; Cornaceae. The transcript is spliced from 2 exons. Bases 414 to 869 code for a protein of 151 amino acids. The record is from RefSeq and is a predicted model, not a curated record.
AGGCGGGUCAAUUAAGAGAUUUUGAAAUUUAGAUAUAUAAUUUAUAAAUCAGGCUUAUGUUCGGAUUGUGUUUUGUCAAAACCAAGAGAUAUUCGGGUUGGGCUCCGCUCAACCCAAAAUUAAAAAAAAAAAAUAAAUAAAAUAAUUUAGGACCGCCAUUUGUGGCCGCUGAGAAGCCGACCGCGCCGACGAUCUGCUCCAGCAGUCUAUGUUUCGGCUUGAGGACGAGUUCAGAUCGUUGAUGGAAUGAGGCGGCGAGUCGUUUAAUGUGACUCGGUGGAUCAAAACGUCGACAUCGUCGUUUGGAUCCUCUUGCCGAGCGAACGACGGCUCUACGAUGAUAGGGACUUUCUCUCCGGGUUGACUCGCCAGUUGGUUCAUUCCACCCUGCAACAAACUCAGAACACCAAGGUAUGAAGAAUUCCAUCUAUUUUGUUUUGUUUGGAUCUGUUAAUUUCGUCCAAAUGAGUUCUGAUUUGGCCUCUGUAAUGACUCAGAAAACAUGGGUUUGCCCUGAUUCGCCGCAAUCGACACUAACCGGAAUCGGAAGCUGGUCCGUUCGAAUUGCAGUCUCUAGCAACGGAAGCCCAAACAGUCCUCCUCAGGUCUCGUCACCGCCGACGACGCCUUUCCCUGCUCCGAUCGAACCUUGGGAUCUGAUAUACGAAGUUGCUGGACAGCUCGCGAGCUUGAAGACGAACGGUAAAGGACCACCUAAUGCCAAAGGACUUUUCGGCGACCCACGAGCUCUGAUUCCCACAACUGGGUUUCUACUCGAAUCACUCUCACUCCAAAUUUCUCAGAGGCCAGUCAUGGUUACAUAUCGGGCCUUUGGCCCAAACCAGAAAGAGCCACAAGGACUUAACUAAAGCCCAACAAGAGCAAAGAAGGGCAUGCAAGCCCGGUCCAAUGGACCCUUUAGGUUGUAAAUGGUGGUUAAUUUCCUUCUUUAUGUAGGACUUCAAGUAGCUGAUCCAAACUGGGCUUUGCGAAACAUUGGGCCAGUCUUGAAUGCUUUAUGGGCUUUGUUUCACCCAUCGAUAUUCUGGUUUGGGUUGCUGCAUUUGAAUGAUAGGCCCGGAUCCCACCCAUUGUUUCUACUGGUCCAUGUGGCGCUUCCUCAUUAAUGACACUUUUGCUUACUUGUCAUCUUUUUAUUGACGGAAAAUUUCCCAGGAUGUCAAUUCAUUAAAAUAGUUUCAUUUCUUCUAA